AAACCCACACAUAGAUUGCUGCUUUUCUUUCUGCAAAUUCUAAAUUUCUUCCUCUGUUUCCCAGGAACCCUUUUUUCUCCAGAGUGGAUGUUGUGUUCUCUUGUGAUCCUGAUCAGCUCUGGAAUCUUGGGACUGAAUAACUUGUUCUGUAAUAUGAAAAUGAGUUAUUUUAAUAUCUGGUUUUUAUUACGGCUGGCCAGCCAGCCAGCAAACCCAAUCCUGGUUAUGUGGUUUUGAAUGCAGUCUGUGUCCAAGAAGUAUGAAGAGGAGACACCUUCUCUGCACUGGGGGAUGGAUCCUAUAUUUUCUGCAUUUGCAAGACUCUAUAUAAAAGAUAUAAAAGAAAUGAAAGAAUCCAAACAAGUGCCAGGUAUAUUCUUUUAUAAUGGACGUCCAGUAAAACAGGUGGAUGUUGUCGGGAUAGUGGUUCAAAUGAAAGAACGAGAUGCCUUUUAUAAUUACGGAGUGGAUGAUAGCACUGGAGUUAUAAAUUGUGUCUGCUGGAAAAAUCCCCUAGUAGCAGAAACAUCUUUACCAGGUCAUCCAAGCACACCCAACAGUCUUGCUGUGCUUGAGCAGAUGAAGAAACUCCAAGAAAUGGUGAUCCAGAAAAUCAAGCUGGAGAUUGGGGAUGUUGUCAGGAUCAGAGGUCACAUCCGAACCUACAGGCAACAAAGAGAAAUUCAGGCUUCAUGUUUUUAUAAAGUGGAUGAUCCUGUGUGUGAUGUUCAGAUUUCAAGAAUGCUGGAGCUCCCAUGUCUAUAUAGAGAAGUUUAUGAUAAACCUUUCCAAGGCCCUGAGGAGGGACAGAGUGGCCUGGAGGGUCAGAAUUUCUCAAUCAAUAUGCUGCGUGAGAAAGUGAAGGGCUUUCUAUUAGAACACAAAAUUCAGACCUUUUACCAACAGGAGUUGGAAACAAUUGAUACUCUUGUGUCACUGGCUGGCAUGCCUCUACCCCAUCCUGGCGGUCAGGAGGUGAAGUCAAAAAGUGACUCUAGUUCCAAAAGGAUUCACAGUGUUUUUAAGGAAGCAAUAAGAAUGCUACAAGAAGAAGGAGUGGUCUUCCAGAAACCUAGUAGCUCCACGGACUUAUACCAUGUGACUGACCAUGAUAAGGAGCUUCUCAAAGUGACCCUUGAUGUGAUUAAAGAAGACUGUCGAAAACCCAGGCAUGCUGAAAAAGGCUGCCAUUUCCUUCAUGUCCUGAGUUGUGUUCGGCAAAGCUACAAUCCCUCUCUGGCUGAAGUGGUGAUACAGCGUGUUUUGGAACUGCUAGAGAGUAACAGUGAUGUUGUCAGCACUAUGGAAGGAUAUUAUAUGGUAUUUUAAAGAGAGAAGACAAGGUACAUUUGUUCUGGUCCAUUCAGGAUAAAGGAGGGAAGAAGGCAAGUUUGACUGACCUUGAAAAGCUGCUAUUACCUGGUGUGAUCUGGAUGGGUAAAACAAGAGUAUUCUUAAUCUCCAAAUGCUGUUCUUGUUCAGAUCCAGAGAAGUUGUGUAAAUACUUGUUUUAAUAUUCUUGCUGACUUCCAUGCUCCUUCUAGUGAAAGUUGUAUCAAACUGAUUCUGUAUCAAACUUGUUCUAUCAAACAGCAGAGGAGUUGAAAAAACACCUGGGCUCUUUUUCUGCAGUAAAUGUGACAUGGCCAUCCUCACACUUACAUCCAGUGACCCCUAAAGAAAAGUCACUGCUAAAGAGUGCUGUUUACAGCAGUGGUCACGUCAAGACUUGUUUUUCUGGCUUAAAGACUGAUCCUGUGAUCUUUCCAUGUGGUAAUAGCUGUGGAUCUUUAUUUUUAUGUGUAUUUUAUAAUAGCUAGAGAAAGAAUAUGCAAGCAAACAAUCAAAAGAUUUACCUGUCCUUCCCGGCAGUGUUGGUGUACCUAUGUCUGUAAAUAUGUAUUCCUGAAUGUUCACAGCUUUCCCAGAAUUAAAGCAGUCCUCACCUUUCUCUGAAAAGUAAUAUUCAGCAAUGGGGUCCUGCAUCCCUUCCCCAUUCUGCAGCCUUGCACACUGCUUGUUAAGCAUGUCUGGAUUCCCCUGAUUACUGUGUGUGCUACUGAUGCUUGUUGUUGUUCAGGCCAGAAUUCUCAAAAUCAGACACCAUUUUGGUGUUUAUUUUUAAAUUGCUUUGAAUUGUUUAAAAUUACAUGACAAAUGGUAAACCAUAAAUCAGAUGCUUUUGAAAAGAAAAUAAGAAAAACAGCAAGACCCUCUGUAAUCCCCAUGCUCCCUGUUGCCUUUUGUGUCUUCAAUUCCUUGUGACCUUUGGGGAAAAAUACUAUCCAUAUCUGUGCUUGCAGAGGAACACAAGACAUUGAUGAAAUAACAUUGGCCUGAAGGAGGUUACCAUGCAAGAUAUUUGAUCUGGAAUAAUCACAACUGUUAUGUGCCACAGUUCAAAGCCUGAAGCUGCUCAGUAUUUCUCUUUAGAGAGGGCUUGCUGCAGCAGAGGCUUGUCUGCUUAAUGAAUGUGUUUAAUGGCAUGGAGGUGAGACCUUUAACUUUAAAAGAGUAGAAAGGAUCGAAUGUAUCUUUCCUCUUCCCUCUGCACCUUCCCUGUAACAUUUAAAAUAGCAGACUCCCCGGGGGCAGAUGUAGUGGUAAAGCCCUACAAGCAUUGACAUAGCAGGAAAAAAUAAGCCAUAAGCAUGAGGAAAGCCAGUGAGUAGCCCCAUGAGUGCCAGGUCUCUGGUUUGUUACAUUAUAUACCUCAUUCCAAGCCCUGGCUGCAGUGAGAUAUAGGCUAAAAGAAAGGCAUGACAAAAUAUUUGGCAUUUGCAUUGAGGCCCGUGGAAAACUCUGGCCUUAGAGAUGGUGCAUUUGCCUGUAGUGAGGAAAACUAUGUAUGAAUUGCUCUUUUACUGUAAAUUCUCUACUUGCUGCAGGGCUCAACAGUUGAUUUCCAUGCAGCCUGCCCUACUCCUAGCAUUGCUGCUUUGUGUUGAGUUGGGUGACUUUUAGUCAGAUCUUAAUGUGGGCCUGAACAGCUGCUGAAAGGAGCUACCCACGCCGAAGGAAAUACAAGAGGAUUAAGAAAGAACUGUAUAAGUCCUGUCCCUACCCCAUUCCCAUCCCAUCCUCUCUCUUGCCACAAAUAUGUCAGUAAAUCAGGGAAAGAAGUCCAAAUUCUGAGUGAAGUGGUACUGCGAGGAAUUGCAACUUUAAUUUAUGAUUACAAAAAAGCCUGGUUUUCCACAGGGGAGAUUUGCUUUUCAGACUCCUGCUCUGAUUACUAAUCAGCUUGAAGUGAUGCUUAAAAGAAAGGCUAUCUAUGGAGGAGGUAAUUUGGAAUAUUGAUUUCUAAAUUCAAACUAACUUCAGGAGUUAAGUGUACAUUACUGUUUGAUUAUGGACAAGUCUCCUACUUGGCAUCAAACUCCAAGUUUGAGGAUAUUUUUUAAGGAGAGUGCUAUGUCUUGGACCAUAUGGAAGAGCAUGGUAUCUAAUUUAAGAGUCUGGCUUGGCUAUUUUCUAAAAAUGUUCUGUAUUACAGAAGCUGAUUUUGCUGGGAAAGGGUUAAAAACACUGCUAGCUCUGUGGGAAAGGUGAUUUCUCUUAGAAGACAGACAGACUUUGGUUCUCCUGAGGAUGUCAGCCAAGUGUGGGGGCUGGAUGAGUUUUGGGAGGAGCUCUGCUCAUCUAAAUAUUGGAGGAAAAGAUAGUCUGGAGAUCAUCUUGCUCUGUAGGGUCUCUUUAAAAUAAAUUCAUACCAAAAUAGGAUGACAUCUUUGUCCUUCGCAGCUUGUAUAGUCAGUCAUACAUGCAGCUUCUAAUGGGUUCUGUUGCUUCCAACUUUGACACUGCACUUCCUGUGUUUUAGAUGUGUUUUUGUGUAAAGUUUCCCUAAAACCACUAGUCACCUAUUCUCUGUGCAUUGGAGGCUGAUGCAGACAUGCAAUUUAAAAGCACUGAUCAACUGUGACACCUCAAAGAUGACGUGGGAGAAACUUAUCUCAGGAAAGACAGAUAAGUUACUCUGGAAAGAACCUGUCCUUGGAAGUUUUUAAGUUAGUCCUUGUUGGAAAUGCUGAGUUCUUGUGAUGGAGGGUGUGUUCUGUUGGAGAUGACUCCCCAAGAACAGGAAAAAGGGAUUUUUCUCACUUAACUCAGGGAAGUAGUAUGAAUGAACACAAGGGAGUCUACAGUUUUUACAAGAGUGAAAGGUUAAGGUAAAAUUAAUGG
Molecule: messenger RNA, 4185 nt
Organism: Athene cunicularia (burrowing owl)
Lineage: Eukaryota; Metazoa; Chordata; Aves; Strigiformes; Strigidae
Gene: STN1
Product: STN1, CST complex subunit
Exons: 10
Coding region: 238-1329 (363 amino acids)
Biological process (GO): double-strand break repair via homologous recombination; nucleotide-excision repair; DNA replication
Cellular component (GO): chromosome, telomeric region; DNA replication factor A complex; CST complex
Molecular function (GO): single-stranded telomeric DNA binding
Source: RefSeq, a predicted model, not a curated record